Messenger RNA from Aspergillus uvarum CBS 121591, 855 nucleotides. RefSeq lists its product as uncharacterized. The record is from RefSeq and is a predicted model, not a curated record. NCBI's taxonomy places the organism in Eukaryota, Fungi, Ascomycota, Eurotiomycetes, Eurotiales, Aspergillaceae. Bases 1 to 855 code for a protein of 284 amino acids. The transcript is spliced from 5 exons.
AUGCUUCUUCCCUGGCUUAACGGCCGCUUGGACCUGCGCCAGGCCUACAUGUUCUCGUAUGCGAACAUCAUAGCCUUGUUACAGGACAUUGUACGCUGGCCAGCCGUAUACGGCGUUCCCGCCGAGAAUGUCAACAUGCUAGCAUCAAUACACCAACGUAUUGAUCAACUUCGCCAGCCAAAUGGCCCUAGCUAUCUUGUUCCCCCGCCGCCCCAGAGCAUCGACCGUCGCGCGAACCCCCGAUGGCCCCAUAGUAUAUCUGAGCUCCGGCUCAACAAGUCGACCUGUCAUGGUGUGGAUUACUGGGCACUCCCCGACUGUUUAGGGCUUUUUUUAAGCAGCCUGGGUCGAGCUCCAGCGGGAGCAAGCAAGAGGAACUUCUACCUCCCGCUUUUGUCUGGGGAGAUUAGACAGAAGCCAAGGGUCUAUCAGUGCACCUGGACGCCAGCUGGAGAGUUUCAUCUUGGUGCCUCCAGGGGAGGUUGGAGUGUGAGGAGGGGGAUAGGCUCCUGGCUCGCUGUUCUUGACCGCGCUCGCUUUGGGAUCAUCAAGUCUGCAGUGCUUGAAUUGACCAAUUGGUCACAAGCAUGGACGCCGACCAUUGCGAGACGAGGAAAGAAAGCCGGAAAGCCCUUUGGCCGAUGUGCGGAAACCUAUCCUUUCCGUAAACUUCUCAUGGGGAAGCCCAAAGAAGUGGCAGAGCAGGUGUGUGGCUUGGCGCUUAGCAAUAAGUACAUAUAUACUGCGCCUAGCGUUUGGGACCCGUGUCCCAAUUGUGAAGUUCUUAUCGAGAUCCACAAGGGCAAAAUCAGCAAUUUCGAUCGCUGGACUGAAUGCGUGGGUGCCCCGCCUUGA